Messenger RNA from Didymella exigua CBS 183.55, 411 nucleotides. RefSeq lists its product as uncharacterized. The record is from RefSeq and is a predicted model, not a curated record. Lineage: Eukaryota; Fungi; Ascomycota; Dothideomycetes; Pleosporales; Didymellaceae. The transcript has a single exon. The coding region runs from base 1 to 411 and encodes 136 amino acids.
AUGGACAUCUACUUCACCGAGCAGAAGACGCUGCUGCCGCUCGUAGAACUGGCUCCACAGCCUAUGCCGCCGCGCAGGAGCUUCACAUCACAUCAACGCGAGCUCAUUGAAUCCUGUGCACUCGCUUUGAUCCUGAUCCUCGCAGCAUCACAGUGCCUCAUCCUUCACGAAAUCCACAGCCUACCGUACGCCAUUCCAUCGAGCACGCUAUGCAUCUUCCUCACCAACCUUGCUGCCGGGCUGCGGCUCUCGAUACCCGCGGGCUUACCUACCGCAACACUCUUGUUUAUCGCAUCGCCAUAUGUCUCGCGAUCAGAGCUGAUCCCCACGAUGUGGUACCUGAUUCUGCUUUGCUAUCUCGUUGGCUCGACGUUGGGCGCGCUGUUGCUGGUGUGGGUCGCGGAGGUCUAA